UAUUCGGGAAUGUUUAACGUAUAUAGCGCUCCAUACAAGAGUAGCGGCCAUUUGUAUCGUGCGUUUCUUGUCGCUCCUAACCAAGAUGAAGAUCGGCCUUUGCGCGUAUAGCGGGUAUAAGAUAUAUCCGGGUCAUGGCAAGACCAUGGUCAAAGUUGAUGGAAAGACCUUCACUUUCCUCAAUUCGAAGUGCGAGUCCGCACACUUAAUGAAGCGCAAUCCCAGAAAAGUGACAUGGACUGUUUUAUACAGACGUAAACACAAGAAGGGUCAGGAAGAGGAACAGACCAAGAAGAGAACGAGGCGUACUCAAAAGUUCCAACGUGCUAUUGUAGGUGCUUCUCUGACAGACAUUUUGGCAAAGCGUAACAUGAAACCAGAGAUUCGUAAAGCACAAAGGGAACAGGCAAUCAAGGCUGCAAAGGAACAGAAGAAAGCAGCAAAGGCAACAAAGAAAGCUGUUGCUCCACCGAAAGCCAAGCAGCUACCGAAACAAAAGGCUGCUAAGGUGACGCAAAAGUCCGCACCUCGAGUCGGUGGUAAACGAUAAAAGCUCUGUAAUUACAUAUAAAUAAAAUAAUAUAAUUCCUA
Messenger RNA from Dinoponera quadriceps, 591 nucleotides. It is a transcript of the gene RpL24, whose product is annotated as 60S ribosomal protein L24. The transcript has 5 exons. The record is from RefSeq and is a predicted model, not a curated record. Gene Ontology annotation, cellular component: cytosolic large ribosomal subunit. The coding region runs from base 86 to 550 and encodes 154 amino acids. Gene Ontology annotation, biological process: cytoplasmic translation. NCBI's taxonomy places the organism in Eukaryota, Metazoa, Arthropoda, Insecta, Hymenoptera, Formicidae. Gene Ontology annotation, molecular function: mRNA binding; structural constituent of ribosome.